GAAUCUCACUCAUCUCUCAGAAAAAAUGGUAGCAAGAAAGUUCGUCAUCCACCAUGAAGACUCGAGCUUUGAAAUCGACUACAACACAGAAGAUGGUCUUGAGGUUCUACAAUUUCAGAUUUUCUCCGUCACUUUUGUUCCUCCUGAUGAUCAAAAGAUCGUUGCUGAAGAUGAUGAUCGAUUGAUAGUGUCGGAUGGUACUGAUCUCGGUUCUAUAUCCGAUAAGCUUCGGUUGCUCUCUAUUGGAGGAAACUCUGAGGAGAAGUCAGAAGGAGUCUCUGGUGAGAAUCAGCAAUCCGAUGUGGAUAUGGUUAAAGCAGACGAAGAGUUUGCACGAAUGUUGCAGGCAGAAGAAGAGGCGAUGAUGUUUCAACAGUUUGUUGCUCAACAAGAUAACGGUGAAUUCGAGAGGAGGAUAAGGCCUUAUGUCAGCCAAGUCCUCAUGUAUGAAGAUCCAGUCCGUCAAGAAGCUGCUCGAAAGACUGUUCCUAAAGAUGAGCUUGAGGAGAAAGCUUUGGUUUCUCUCGCCAAGGAGGGGAAUUUCGAGCCAUCGAAAGAGGAAAAACACUAUGCUUUCCUGCUUCAGCUACUUUUCUGGUUCAAAAGAUCCUUCAGUUGGGUAAACGAACCUUCUUGUGACUAUUGCGGUAGCAAAACCAUAGGCCAGGGGAUGGGAACCCCACUCACCUCUGAACUUGCUUAUGGAGCAAGUCGUGUUGAACUAUAUCGAUGUACCUCGUGUCCAACGAUAACUCGGUUCCCUCGGUACAAUGAUCCGCUAAAGCUCGUAGAAACAAAGAGAGGUCGUUGCGGGGAAUGGGCCAACUGUUUUACCCUUUACUGCCGCACGUUUGGCUAUGAUUCUCGUUUGAUUAUGGACUUCACUGAUCAUGUGUGGACGGAAUGCUUCUCUCACUCAUUGGGAAGAUGGAUCCAUCUUGACCCUUGUGAAGGAGUGUAUGACAAACCCAUGCUAUAUGAGAAAGGAUGGGGUAAAAAACUGAACUAUGUUAUCGCUAUUUCCAAGGACGGGGUGUGUGAUGUCACUAAGCGAUAUACAAAGAAAUGGCAUGAGGUUUUGUCUAGACGAACUCUCACAACUGAAUCAUCUCUGCAAGCUGUUCUUCGUACCCUUACACGUGAAAGGAGAGCUAUGUCCCGCUCUUUAGCUGCGCUUGAAGUCCGAGACAGAAACGAGGAGGAAGAGCUCGAGAGAAACCUGCAUUCACCAGAUGAUGCAUCAGUUUCUUUACCCGGAAGGCAAAGUGGGGACAAGGAAUGGCGCAUUCAGAGAUCAGAGUUCGGUUCUGACGAAAACAGCUCUGUCAGCUCUUCCUCUUGCCCGGUCCGCACAUGCGUUGAUGGCCAUGUGACCAAUAUCUAUGACUCAUUUCAACCUAUCUUAACACAGUUCGUUGAGGAUGGUUUACCUGUAGCGAGAGCAGUUGAGGUGCUUAAUGUGAUCAAGCAAGUCCUAGUGGAUCUGAAGAGUGUUUCUUUUAAAACGAGGAAGGCUCGCUUGUCUUUAGAUUCAGACAGCAUUCUGCCAGCACUUGAAAGUUUUCUUCUUGCUCUUUCUUUGAAGAGUGAAAAAGACACAGACGGUAAAAGUCUCACUGUAGGCUUGGGGGGUAACCCCACAAAAACGGCUUUGGCAUUGCCAGUUGCAUUGGACGCUUUAAGGGAACUGGUCACUGACCUCAGCAAGUGCCAACAAUUGAACAAAGAUACACUGUCUUUUCCGUUUCUGAAACAGAACAGGGUAUGCUCUGGUUCUGUCCUCGCAAGUGGUGAAGAGCUUCCUUCUGGCAUUGCAACCGCUGCUUUUGAUGGAAUCCAAGAGUCAAAAUGGGAGGAGCCAAAUGGUGCAAAAGGCUGUUGGAUCAUGUACAAAACACUCUACAACCAGGUGCAAGAACUCGUAGCAUACGAGCUCAUGUCUGCAAAUGAUGCCCCAGAGAGAGACCCCAAAGAUUGGGUUCUUGAAGGAAGUAACGAUGGUGGAUCGACAUGGCAAGUUUUAGACAAGCAAACUAGCCAGGUAUUCGACGAGAGGUUUCAACGCAAAUCCUACAAAAUAACAUCACCAGGGUUCCAAGCUAAUCUCUUCAGGUUCCGGUUUCUGUGUGUACGAGACGUGAAUUCAACUUCCAGACUACAACUAGGGAGCAUCGAUCUUUACAAGAGCGACCAUUAACCAAAAAGAUGCACGUUAAAUGUAUCUAUGUAUAACUAUAUAUAUAUACCAAACUCAUUCAUCAUUGUCUUCACUUUCUGCAAAAUGAUGUCUUGGUAUUGUAUUGUUAAAGGAACAACUUCAUGAUACUAUAUAACAGCUCUUUCUUUUCUCUUGUCUGUGUACUCUGUUUCCUCUCUGUUUCUGUUAGCAAAUAAUAAAAAGAGUG
Messenger RNA from Eruca vesicaria subsp. sativa (arugula), 2405 nucleotides. The record is from the annotation of a GenBank genome assembly. NCBI's taxonomy places the organism in Eukaryota, Viridiplantae, Streptophyta, Magnoliopsida, Brassicales, Brassicaceae.